AUGACGUCUCACGGCAAGGUGCUGGAUCUGCUCGACGACCGCUACCUUGAUCUGAAGGAUGUAAUUGGCAAUGUCGAACCGCUGCCGACCCUUGUCCCGUACGAAGAUUACGCGCAAAAUGUGCUUGUAUACCGCAUGGACACAGACCAUGAGAUUUUCCUGGGCCUAAUUCAGGACUUCACUUUUCGACGAGCAUACGAGGUGCGCAAAGAGCUCUGGACAUGGCUUGUGCAGUGGGAGGUCGACAACAGUCCACCCGUACAGCAGCCUUCGACCGCUAAGAAGGUUCGAUUGGAUUCACAGCAAGUAAAUACGCUCUUCAAAGUACCGCCGACACCGCGCAAAUCGCCCGCGCUUACCAUCUUCGAGCGGCGCACGCUGGAUGGCGCGCUGAUGCUGGAGGAGGACAUGCUGCGCAUCCUGAUCGACAUUGUACAAGUUGCGAGUUCACUCGUGCCCAACUUUAUCGAGUUUUUGUACCGCUGGGUCGACUACUACGAGGGUGAUGGGAAGGCACUCAAGGCUGCGCUGAGGUGGGAGAUUCCAAGCUUGUGGGACUUUGAGUACCACCCUCUUGUGCUGCCGCGAGACGAAGAGAAAGACGACGGGAUGGGAGGAGGAAUCGUGCGUGCUAGUGGAGAACGAGAGGACAGAGCAAGAUCCGUGAGCGCGAGCAAAGCUGCGGAGCUAAGACAGAGCUCUCCUACGAAGAAGAUGCACGCGCAGCCGAAACCAGACCUGGCCGCUAUUGAGCUCCAGACAUUCUACACUGAGGAAAGCGAGCGCCUGCAGUACCGCGAAGUCAAGUUUGGCAUCCAGCCGCCCAAGCUUGAGCAAGCUCUCCCGCCACUGAUCAACAUCCCUCGCGAUGUAAGAAAGCGCACGAAGUACUAUGCGGCAUGCUUCAAGUCCCGUCAACGCGCGCUGUACCUCCUUCUCGAAGCUGGACUCACCAUGCGCCAGAUCAACAACUACCAGAAGUUACAAACGACGCAUCCAAAAGAGACACCCGAGACCGGCGAUGGGGAUGGUCUUCGCAAUUAUCAGAAGGACGCCAAGUAUGCUCAAGCCCACUAUGAAUUGAAGGAGAAGCAGAUCAAGCAGCGCGAAAUUGCCAUCAGCAACAAGCUCGCCGUUGAGGCACAAUUUGCAGCUACACAUGCGGUCCCUGAUGGCGCGGCCGGUCUGCCUCUUAUUCCGCCCACACCAUCAUAUGCGAAGAAGGACAUGGCUGUUGAGAUGAUGCAGAGAAUCAAGCAGACAAGAGCGCGGAAGGAUGACGGGAAGAUCAACAUCGUGCCCAAGCCGUUACUCGGUCUGAUGAAGAGCAAGGUGUUUGAGGGCGCGCAGAAGGUGCCUGAGUUAGCGCCGCUUCGAGACUCCAUGGCUGAGGCUGGGUGUGACGAUGAGGGUGAUGAUGAAAGCGACGAUGAAAGCGAUGAUGGAGGGCACGACGAAAGCACGAUCACCGCUGCUCAACCAGUAUCAGCUCCCACCCUCCCGCGUCCGAUGUUGCCUACGCUUCUGUCCCUACAUCCUUCCCCUGCGGCAGUCAACCAGACGAGCAGCCUGGGUGGUUCCGCCAGCUUUGCCACUUCAGCAGCUUCUAACUUCCAAUCAGCACCUGCCCUUGACCGGUUUACGCCGCCCAAUAUUGCGACUUCUAUGCAGAAUCUGAGCACAGAGCCAGCUCAGCGUCUACUGCCUCCACUGACGUCAUAUCCGUCUCACCAGAGUCCGGCGCCUCUACAUCCGCUACAAUCGGCUGCACCGAACCUGUCGAUUCCUCCACCUGCUGGUCUGCAGCGUCUGACUAUAGCUGGAGGAGGUCGUAGUAUCCCAGCGUAUGUACUCUCACCAACGACUGCUCAAUCUUCAACUACCAACACCCGGGCGCCUGUUCCUGUCUCACCCAGCUUUGAUCCGGGUGUUUUCAUGCAUCUGCGACGUCAACAAGAGGCGGCGAGAUUAGCAACAGCAACUGAAGCUACAACACAGCCCAGUCCGCUUGAGGUGCCAGAUGGACAAGUCGUGCUACGAUCGUCGCCCACGGUAGCUUCUGGGCUGGGCCAGCAAAAACCUGCACAACCACAAUCACCUUCGCCAGCCGCUGUGCUUCCACCACCCCGUCCGGGCAUCGCACGAAACGCACCUUCCCCACUCUCGCUACCUCCACCCAAACCGUCGCCAUUCACCACCCUCGCACCUCAAAUACUCGCAACAUCGCCCUUCCUCGCCCAACCAGUCGAAACCGGAACGCCAAUCCAGAUCUACCUCCCCAAGAUUCUCGUCCCCGGAAACGGCAUCGGUCCAGGAGGAGCGUGUAUGGGCGACAGCGGCUGCAUCGAAACCGACGCCCUGAUGCUGGGACAUGAAGACUCCAGCAGCGGGAAGUUGAUCCUGAGCAAGGCCAUCCUCCUUCCGGUCGGUGUGUGGGAGAACACGCUACGUAAGGCACGCGCUGGGCGCUGGAGCGUGCUGGAGACAUAUGCCUGUCCGUCUUCACAUCCUGCGAAGGGGAAGGGCAAGAGGAAGGUGGGUGAUGAAAAUAAAGGGUGCCAUGGUUUUGUGUACGACAAGCUGGUGCAAGCGUACAGUAUGAUAAGCUCGGCGCCGGAAGUCAGGGAGAAUGAGCUGACGAAGAGGUGGCGGACUAGUCCUGGGCCGAUGACGAGCUUUGACCGUGGUGCUGUGUGGGAGGGGUGGGGUGUGUAUGUUGAUCGGGGGGUUGAGAUGAGUGUUGACGAGCGGAAUGAUGCGAUGAAGAGUGAGGCUGAGGCAGUACCUAAGGCUGGAGCAUCGUCUUCAUCAGAAGAUUAUGGACCGUACCGUGAGACUGAUGAGGCGCUAAGGAGGAAGAGGGAGAUGGAGGAAUUGAUGGACGAGGACGGGGAGAUUGAGGAGGAAGAAGAGAUGGAUGACUAG
Molecule: messenger RNA, 2925 nt
Organism: Didymella exigua CBS 183.55
Lineage: Eukaryota; Fungi; Ascomycota; Dothideomycetes; Pleosporales; Didymellaceae
Exons: 4
Coding region: 1-2925 (974 amino acids)
Source: RefSeq, a predicted model, not a curated record